AAUGAUAACAAUUCCCUUUUGUUAGUUGACCAGCGACAACCGAAUGAAUAAUACGUUUAUCCUUAAAUAUGUCUAAACUAGUUUUUGUGCUUUUUGUGGUUGUGGUGAAUGUUGUAUCCGGAAAGAUUGUUAACAAGUGGAAAUGCCCGGAAGUACGUGCCGCUCCUCACUUCGAUUUGGCUCAAAUGCUGGGAGACUGGUUCGUUGUGGAAUACUAUGCCAGUGCUGAAGAAGCAUUAUCAUACAGUUGCAUGAGAGCUGUCUUUACUGAGGACGAUCAUGUACAAGCUGAAGAUGGAACGAUAGAAUGGACGCCCGCUGUGACGAUGAAUUUUACCUACCGGUACGCAGACGAUCCUAUUGGCGAGACUUUGUAUGGAAAUAUCACUUGGAGGGUUGACCUGAAUGAGCCCGCACAUUGGACUCAUUCUGAACGAACCUAUGAUGGUAUUUACAACACAUACGUACUAGACACGGAGUAUAAAACCUGGGCUCUCCUACUGCAUUGUGCUGAGCAAAGAGAAGGAACUCGGUAUUUGACUGCAUUUGUUUUGUCCAGAACUACGGGACUGCCGAAAAACGUCAUGGCAUACUUGAGGGAUAAGCUACCGAGAUACGACGUCGAUAUCAACUACGUAUUUCCUAUACCACAUAAAGAUUGUUCCGACAAGCCAGCAAGACCGGAUGAUUCACCUGUCCUCGUGGAAGUUGGAAGCAAAGUACCUUUAAGACCUAAUGUUAGCUACAAGAUCUCUUUUGGAAAUUAGUGAAAUAAUUUAUUUUCUGUACAGAUAUCUCUACCGCCCAGUCAGUACAUAAAAACAAAUGAAUAACAUUAAAAUUAAAGUCUUUGAAAUGUGUAGGUGUAAUUUACACGUCUAUCUAUAAUUUGGUGUUGUUUUCAAACCAAUUUUUAUGUUCUCCGAAAAGCAGACUACAGGCUACUAAUUGAACGAAGUGCGUGGCCUACCUAAGCAGGUUAUAAGUAUUUAAGUAGUUCAAAGAAACCUUGCAACAUAGUAAUGAUAGAAUUUUAUACACUGAAAUCCAUUUGAAUAUUUUUUUUUUUUGAUAUAUAUAACUAUCGAGAAUAUGAAUAUAAAUUAUGUUUUGUUAGAUUAUAAGUUAGCGUAUCCGGUAAAUAAUUUAAAACUAUUUGGAACUGCAGCUGUUCAUAUUUAACAAAUUUUAUAUUCAUUUCA
Pieris rapae (cabbage white) is the source of this 1202-nucleotide messenger RNA. RefSeq lists its product as uncharacterized. Lineage: Eukaryota; Metazoa; Arthropoda; Insecta; Lepidoptera; Pieridae. Bases 69 to 767 code for a protein of 232 amino acids. The transcript is spliced from 5 exons. The record is from RefSeq and is a predicted model, not a curated record.